AUGUAUUCAUCAAUCAUUCAACAACAGUUUCCGCCACCCCAACCAAAACAGACACAACAAUAUGUGCAUGUAAAUCAAUCGGGACAAAUAAUAACAGCAGCUCCUGGACAUCACCAACAUUAUGGUCUACCAGGGCAACCGAUCAUGAUGUUACCAAAGCAACAACAACAGCCAGGCCAAGGUGGUACAAUCAUAAUGCCACGAACAUUACCAGGUGGACCACGCCCCAUUGGGCCACCGCCACAGUUGAUGGGACAAACUGUUAUCGGAAUGCCGGGUAAUACAACGAGAUUUUUAGUUCAAAGCAGUGGCCAAGAAACGGGAUUUAAUGCUCGAGCAUCAAGGUUUAUUUUUCCAAAUCAACCACAGCAACAGCAACAUCCAUAUAUGCAAUUCACGACACAACAAUCGACAACACCCGGUUCAAAUCAAGGGGGAGGAGAAAUUACUCAAACAUUUCAAAGAAUGGUAAGAUAAUGUGUUCAUGCACGAAGAGGCAGCAUUUCAAAUAAACUAAGUCAAGAGAGAAAAUGCUGUUUUUAGCAUAGUUAACAGAAGUUUUCGAAUUUCUUAACAGGAGGUUCUUUUUUAAUGAUAUCUUGAUAAACUGCUAGUUUAGAUAUUGUUUCUCUCAUUCGCAGCCGGACGGGAGUGUUCUGCCUCAAUCUCAUCAUAUUCAACAGCAAAUGCAUCCAUCUCGACAAUCUCAGCAAU
This is a messenger RNA of Didymodactylos carnosus, 714 nucleotides long. The record is from the annotation of a GenBank genome assembly. NCBI's taxonomy places the organism in Eukaryota, Metazoa, Rotifera, Eurotatoria, Philodinida, Philodinidae.